Molecule: messenger RNA, 1800 nt
Organism: Kluyveromyces marxianus DMKU3-1042
Lineage: Eukaryota; Fungi; Ascomycota; Saccharomycetes; Saccharomycetales; Saccharomycetaceae
Gene: ATG20
Product: Atg20p
Exons: 1
Coding region: 1-1800 (599 amino acids)
Biological process (GO): retrograde transport, endosome to Golgi
Molecular function (GO): phosphatidylinositol binding
Source: RefSeq, a predicted model, not a curated record
AUGCCUAAGGUUAAAUUAGGCUCACAAGAGGACGAAUUUUCAACAAAGAAUGGCGAGGAAUAUGGAUCUGAAGGGAGUCAAGAACAGGACGCGAUACAUACGCGGAUAGUCCGGAAGGAUAAUCCAUUUUUCAGCGAUAACGAUGAGGCAGACGGGGAAGUGGACAGUGAGGAACAGCUUCUGAAUCGUGGGCGGAAUGGUCGGAGUCGAAGCUUUAAUUCUAACGGCAAUGGUAGCAGUAGUAAUGGAAAUGGGAGUCGGAGAAGAAGUUCUGGGACUACUAGUAAGGAUAGCUCUCCUGAUGUUCCUUUCCAGAAUCGCGAGAGCGGAGAUGGUAGUAGGAGCAGUAGUGAUAGUAGCAGGAGCAGCAAAAAGGCACAGAUUCUCGAGGCCAGCAAGGUUUCGGAAGGUCAAGGGCGUACGUAUAUUGCUUACGCUAUCAAAUAUAAGGAUUCUGUGGUGAAGAGACGAUACAGCGAUUUUGAGAGUUUGAGGAAAGUGCUAGUGAAAUUGUUUCCGAUGACGUUGAUUCCGCCAAUUCCGGAAAAACAGUCGCUAAAGAGUUACGGAAAAGCCAUCACACAUUCAAAGACAAACUAUCUACUUCCAAUGGAAAGCGGAGAUUCUGUGGACCUGUCACUAUCGGUUAUCAACGGACCUGUCACGUCUAAUGAUGAAAAGUUAAUACGACAUAGAAUAAGGAUGCUAACAAGCUUUUUGAACCGCCUUUUGAGAAACGAGGAGAUCAUGAAAACUUCUAUUGUAUACGAUUUCUUAGAUCCCAAUAAUAAGAAUUGGAACGAUUUGAUCACUAGUUCUCUUACGAUAUCGUCUUUACCCAAAUCCGUUUUGCAAUGCAAUCCUAUUGAUCCGACAAAUACGACAAAGGCGCACACAUAUUUGCCCAUACCGUCAUCAUCAAACCAGCUGCUGUCUUCCAAAGACCACAACAAUCCAACGGACACUGAUGAGUUUUCUAAGGUCGAAGCUGAAUACAAACAUUACGAACAACUUUUACACUCUGGUAUGUACAAGUACUCAAGAGCUACAACGAAGGAGUUGAAUCAUGUACGAGAGGAAAUGAAAGGCAUUAGCUCGCAACUGGCACAGUUUUCUGUGGACGAGGCUAAAUACGACAACGGACUAGCAGAGCUACUUUCCCAUUCCAGUGACACUUACGAUGCCCUAUAUGACAACCUAGAGACACUUGUUGGUAAUUUGCAUUAUAACAUCAACGAACCACUAGGAGAGUGUGCGCACAUGGCCACUGCUGUACGGGAACUGAUACAAUACCGAAGACUUAAGAUGGUCCAAAAGGAGUUAUUGGAACGUUCUAUUCUAUAUAAGCGCGCUCAGCUCAAAAAAUUCCAACAGCAAGAAAGUAACAAUAAACAAAUCGGAGAUAUGGUUAACAAGGAUCUAGCAACAAGUGGAACUGUAAACCUAGAAAAUCCAAAUGGACCAAGAAGUUAUACGGGGAAAAUGAUGAACAAGUUCAACCAAAUUGCCAGUAUUAUAAAGGACACUGUCACAUAUCCGGAACAAGAUCCUGCUACAGCUGUCAAAACCUUGGAGAAAGAAUUAGCUCAACUCGAAGAGUCACUUAAGGUCGCUACCAGCGAUCUUGUCGUAAUUACAAAAACACUAAAAGAUAAUGAGCUCCCACGAUUCACAAAAGAAAGAAAUGAAGAGUUAAUACAAAUAUUCAAAAACUAUUCAAAGUACAUGAAGGAAAAUGCUAUCAAGAACUUGAAAGUUUGGAAAGAAUUACAGCAGAAGAUGCAGGAAGAAGAAGCUUAA